This is a messenger RNA of Peromyscus californicus insignis, 7995 nucleotides long. It is a transcript of the gene Zkscan1, whose product is annotated as zinc finger with KRAB and SCAN domains 1. Bases 222 to 1910 code for a protein of 562 amino acids. The record is from RefSeq and is a predicted model, not a curated record. Gene Ontology annotation, biological process: regulation of transcription by RNA polymerase II. Gene Ontology annotation, molecular function: DNA-binding transcription factor activity, RNA polymerase II-specific; RNA polymerase II cis-regulatory region sequence-specific DNA binding. Lineage: Eukaryota; Metazoa; Chordata; Mammalia; Rodentia; Cricetidae. The transcript is spliced from 6 exons.
UGUGAGUCAUUGUGUCUGUGGCGAGGCGUUUGGGAGGGCCUAGGUUGGUGUGCGGUGCCCUUCGGCCGGGUUGAGCCCGGGAGUCAGCCGUGCUUGGUUGCUCGGUGUCCCCAGGCCACUCCGGAGACUCACGGAAUAGUGCAGAAACCAAUAGAAAACAGUUGGCUGGGACAGAAACGCCAGCCUGAUCCUGUUGGACCCCACCAGUUCCCCAAGCCUGAAUGAUGACUGCUGAGUCAAGGGAAGCCACGGGUCUGUCCCCACAGGCUGCACAGGAGAAGGAUGGUAUAGUCAUCGUGAAGGUGGAAGAAGAUGAGGAGGAGGACCACAUGUGGGGGCAGGACUCCAGCCUGCAGGAGACGCCACCGCCCGACCCAGAGGUAUUCCGCCAGCGGUUCAGGCGCUUCUGUUACCAGAACACUUUUGGGCCUCGAGAAGCUCUGAAUCGACUAAAGGAACUUUGUCAUCAAUGGCUUCGACCCGAAGUCAACACCAAGGAACAGAUCCUGGAGCUGUUGGUGCUGGAGCAGUUCCUGUCCAUCCUGCCCAAAGAGCUGCAAGUCUGGCUGCAGGAGUACCGGCCGGACAGCGGAGAGGAAGCCGUGACUCUUCUGGAAGACUUGGAGCUUGAUCUGUCAGGACAGCAGGUCCCAGGUCAAGUUCAUGGGCCUGAGAUGCUUGCCAGGGGGGUGGUGCCUCUGGAUCCAGUUCAGGAGUCCUCAAGCUUUGACCAUCACGAAGCUACCCGCUCUCAUUUCAAGCAUUCAUCUCGGAAGCCUCGCCUCUUGCCAUCCCGAGCUCUCCCUGCCACCCAUGUUCCUGCCCCUCAUCAUGAGGGGAAUCCCAGAGACCAGGCGAUGGCAUCUGCACUAUUGACCGCAGAUUCCCAGGCAAUGGUGAAGAUCGAGGAUAUGGCCGUGUCCCUCAUCCUGGAGGAGUGGGGAUGUCAGAACCUGGCUCGGAGGAAUCUCAAUAGGGACAGCAGGCAGGAGAAUUUGGGGAAUGUGUUUUCCCAGGGUUCUGAAAACAGGAAUGGGAAUGAGUCAACCUCAAAGGCUGACGUCAAAGAAGAUUCCACCUUACGUGGGGAGACAGCAGGAAGAUUCCAGAAAGAAUUUGGAGAGAAACGUGAACAGCAGAGCAGAGUAGUUGAAAGGCAGCAGAGAAACCCUGAAGAAAAAACUGGCAAAGAGAAGAAAGAGCCUGGGCCACCUACAGCCAAGGAAAAGAAGCCCGCUGCAGGAGAGAGGGGCCCAAGGGAGAAGGGCAAAGGUCUGGGAAGAAGCUUCAGCCUGAGUGCAAACUUUAAUAACACCCCCGAAGAGCUUCCAUCGGGAGCAAAGACUCAUAGGUGUGAUGAGUGUGGGAAAUGCUUCACAAGAAGCUCCAGCCUUAUCCGCCAUAAAAUCAUCCACACUGGAGAGAAGCCCUACGAAUGUAAUGAGUGUGGGAAAGCCUUCAGUCUCAAUUCAAACCUUGUCCUACAUCAGCGAAUCCACACAGGAGAGAAACCUCAUGAAUGUAACGAGUGUGGCAAAGCCUUCAGUCAUAGCUCAAAUCUCAUCCUGCACCAGCGCAUCCACUCUGGAGAGAAACCCUACGAAUGUAAUGAGUGUGGCAAAGCCUUCAGCCAGAGCUCAGACCUCACGAAGCACCAGAGAAUCCACACGGGGGAGAAGCCCUAUGAAUGUAGUGAAUGUGGAAAAGCUUUCAACCGAAACUCAUACCUUAUUUUGCACCGGAGAAUUCACACUCGAGAAAAGCCCUACAAGUGCACUAAGUGUGGUAAGGCCUUCACCCGGAGCUCAACCCUCACGCUGCACCAUAGAAUCCAUGCCAGAGAGAGAGCCUCAGAAUACAGCCCAGCCUCUCUGGAUGCCUUUGGAGCAUUCCUGAAAAGUUGUGUGUAAAGCAAUAGCAUGUCAUCAAACCACUUCCCCGCUUUGUUUCUAAAAUUAUGUCAGACAUAUAUGGCCAUCAAGGGAAAUGUAAUAACACCAUCAAAUUGUUUGAGAAGUCACACGUAAGGAUCCUUAAGAGUUACAUCGACAGUGUUCUGCCUUCAGGUGGUCUAUAGGCAUGUAAUUCUUAGAGUCCUUGCAAGGGAGAGCUGGUCCUACGAUAUCCUUCAAAAUAUUUCCACUCGCGAUAAAAGCACACACAGUGAAAUGCCAAGCUUUCCAGUAAUGGGUAUACCAAUCAAGACUAGCUCUGUGAGUAUUCCACUGAAGUUAAGAAGCCACGUGCUGCCAACAAGGCCUACUUGGACAACCUGUAUUUCUUAAUGAAGAGAGACAGUUAAUACAAAAACUACAUCGGGACAUGCUGCUCGAGCAAGUUAUAUAUCCAGAAAGUUGUCUAUCUGAUCACUGGUAACCUGCCAAAGCUAUAGAAAUCUAGGACUUUGCUGAUCAGAAUCAAACCAAAGAUUUCUAUCUCUCUGAAAGAGAGGGUAUAUGCACCAGUUUGUAGUUCUACGGACUGUAACAAAUGUGGGUGUCUCUGCCAUCGUUGGCGAGGUCAGGCCUACUGAAAUAGCAACAAUUGAAGAUGCUUCUCUCCCUCUUCAAUGUCCCUAAAGCAUUCUAGCACUCCUAAAUGCACUCUCCACAAGUUGGCACUUGAUUAUAUACUGUCUUUUAAUCCUUCAUCGUUCAGUAUACGGAAGCUUUUAUUACCCCUCUCCCCCCAAAAAAAGAAAAGAUGCUUCAGUUGUCAAGAAAUACAGUUAUGUCCUGACAGCACAGCACUGGAUGUAUACUAAACACACACAAGGCACUCCUUAUGACAGACUUCCAACAGGACUGUCGUAUUUGUGAUAGAGCCUGUGAAUCGUGAGUACCUGAAGUACGGUACCUUCAGAGCUCUAGGCCGUGCUCUAACUUAUUCUAGGGACAAUGUAAUUUUUGUCCUAAGUAUAAGCAAAAGCUUGUUUAGCUGCCUGCAGAGACUCUGUAAACAUGGAUCAGUAAGUAAAUACCACAGAAUGUCAAAAAAUGACUUUGGUCAUCCACUUACAGAAGAAAAAUAUGAACACUAACUAUAAAGUUUUUGUUUGUUUGUGUGACAUCAUUCCACUCAAAGCUCUUAUUCUUGGCCAGAAUUCUUCUCGGUCAGCUGCUGAGUAGUUGUCUUUUGAGUAUUUGCUGAGUUGUUCAAAAUUUAGCUAAAGCUCUUCAAAAGAUGUGAUGGGUUUUUGUUGUUAUUGUCCUUUUGUUUGUUUUUGUUUUUAAUUCUCAGAAAAAGGGAAAGCUAAAGGGAGCAUUUUUUCCACAUUUGAGCAGAGACUUGUAGAAGUAUCUGUCAUUAGCUGGCAGUAGCUGAAGAUGUCCUCUUGCUCUGGGACUUCCACCACCACACUGUGGUAUGGUUGGUUGUGUCAUUGUGUUUAAUAGCACACGGCGUCUUUUUUAAUCUCUCCUGAAAGACUGACGUGAGUUUGGGGGACUUUAGCCUUUCCUAUAUCUCUGCAGGUGGCUUCCCAGAAGCUCUUGAUGGAGACUUAACACGUACAGGAGACCCAAGUCUGGACUACGUAGGUGUCGGGGGCUUGAACAGACCACUCUGUUAAUGAGAGCAUGAAAGUGUGGAGAGCCCUGCAGAGCCCUAGAAACAUAAGCUAAAGAUAAACUUGAAGACUAUUGACAUGAACACCCCACGAACGGUUUGAGAUUUCCCCUCAAGAAACAAUGAAAAUCAUCUUGCAUUAACCAGCAUCAAAAGUCCGUGAGACGCAAUAGCAGGUCUCAUCAGGUUGGUGCCUGUGUGGCCUCAGUUUCAGGUCAAACUAGAAUCCUACAAGCAAUCAUGAUCUGGUCCCUCUUUGACUUUCUUAGACCAGUCACACGUGAGUGACAGUGUCUAAGCUGUUUGCUCAGAGCUGCCUGUGAGUGUUUGUGUCCACCUAACCGAAAAGCAGCAGAGACGCUCCAAAGGCUACACCGGUUCACCUGGAGUGAGGUGGAGCUGGAGAUGCUUUAAGGCUCUUACAAAAGGAAUGAAUCACGUGCACUUGUGAGAACUCUGACUUGCUAAAAAGCAACUGAAAUAAGGUUCAGGACCCUGGGAGCCCAUCCAGUCACUGGCUUUGAUCCCAAGAAAGGACUUUGGUCAUCUCCCUGUUGGCUGCUUAUACACAGAUGUACACAACUACAUGCUGACAUACUUCAGCCGGCACUCCAGGGCUUUGGUUUUAAAUGAAAUUAAGACAGGUCUGUGCCCCCCCACCCACCCCUCAUUUGGUUCCCGUUUUAUUGGGACAUGUUGCUAUUAGAUAGUCACUGGAGUGGCUUCAGAUCUUCCACAGAUGCACUCCUGGAGGCAGCCAUCGGAAGAUGUGUUUUACUUACAAAGCAGGUUAUAGGUGGUUGUCAAAAUGUCUUAGAUGUUCGGCACGGUAUCACUGCAUCAUGGUCCAAAAGGCUGACAUCUGUAGUGCUCAGGAUGGCUGUUACCAGUUAAGUGCUUACUAGUUAAUCAUUAGCAUGCUAAUGUUGACCUGAGGGGACUUUUUUGAAGACUUUUUACCUGAAAUUUAACCUUAUGACAAAAGUCAAAUUCUUCAAGUUGUGGACUUUCUACUUCAGCCUGGCAGGCAAGGCUAAGCAUAGAUGUGUGAGACAACUUGAUAUGUAAAGCACUUGAUAUUAAAGGCAUAAACAUGAGACUGCUAACUGUGUGUAAAGAGACUGACAUGUUUAAUAUGGGGACAGUCCACACCUUAUAUACAUCAGAAAAUUGAUUCCAGAAUGGGACCUAGUCUGAGUGUGAUGUCUGCAAAGCUUACACUGUAAAUAAACUCUUAAUGUCUGUGAGGCCAACUUCAUAGUACUCAUUGCUUUGGACGUGAAAUUCCCUUGGUCUGUUCCAGUCAUGCAGUAAGUUCCAGAAACUGCCAAGAGAGCUCAGUCUUAACUCCAGAGGAUCCACAGGAGGAAACAAGUAUGGGGAAAUGCUAAAGAACUAGUAAAAAUGUACAACUUCUUACAGAAAUUGUUAACUUGGGUACCUCGAUAUAUUUUGUAAGGCCAUAAUGUCAGUGUGUUUUUGUACCUCACCCCUCCUGUCUUUUUUUUUUUUUUGAGAGUUUCUCUGUGUAGCUUUGGAGCCUGUCCUGGAACUUGCUCUGUAGCCCAGGCUGGCCUGUCAUUCUUUAUAGUCCUUGUAAACCUGUUCGAAUCUGUUGAACAGAACGGAUCACCGAAGAGAAAAGUGAAGUUUUGGAAUAAUUAAGAAGCUGGUGUGGUUGUAAACAUAAUUAGUUCACAGAAUUAGGCGUGGGGAGAAAACUUCUCAGGCUGGUGCUUGUUGAGUUUGUGAGAAGAGAUCAGUAGAACACGAAGUGGAGCAGCUUCUGUAAAUGCCCCUUCCAAGCUGCCUGGUCUAUACCAAUCAAAGGGAAUGGGUGGCUUCUGGCUUGGCGGUGGGCAGAGGGCCUUCUCCAUUGUUAAUAUAUUUGAGGGGACGUACACUCAGCAGAGGAUAGGAAGUAUACAGAACAGCUAGCCUGCCCAGAUUCUGUGAACCAUAGUACCACAGUUCUGUUUUCCCUCUCAUAACCCUCUGUUCUUAGACACGUGGAGACUUGGCCCACAGGAAGGGCUGUUUUCCAGGAAACACACUGGGUCUUGGUGGGGAGGUGGGGGCUAGCUAUCUCAAGAGUUUGAGAAGCAUUGGGAGAUUUGCUUUAACUCUACUGCAAGGCCUGUCCUUGCUCCCAUUCUCUGGCACAUUUAUGCUUAGGAGACUGAAAAUUCAUAGCUGUGAAUAUUUAUUGGUUUAAGUUUUUAAUCCUAGAAUUGUCAACUUUAUUUCCAAUAGGUAUGCUGAUCUGUUUAUCAAAAGGGAAUUUAAUCAGGUUCACCUUGCCAUCCUUGUGGAAGGCUAAUUUUGUCACUUGCAGUGACAAAGCUGGAACACUCAAUACAGCAAGCUUGCCAGGAGAGCCCUUUUCUGCGUCCACUCUCAGAAGUGUGCAUGAGAGGGCUGGGGGUGUGGUUCCAUCCCCAGGAUUUCAUCUAAAAGAUGUGUCGGCGGCACUGUAAUCCUAGCACGUGGGAGGUAAAGGCAAGAGGAUCGGAGUUUGAGACCAGCCUAAACUGCAGGAGAUCCUAUCAAAAAAUAUAAGUAUGUGUGUAUAUCUAUAAGGGAGCCAAGCGUAGUGGUACAGGCCUGUAAUCCCAGCACUCAGGAGGCUGAGACAGAUCACAAAUUCACAGCCAGCCUGUGUCCACAGAAAUAGGAAUAUGUUGGAAUUCCCUAUUAGAGAAGCAAAGGUCUGUGCAUUGAAUGAAAUAUAGAACCAGAGAGGCAAACUUAAAUGGUAUAAAUAGAUCACUUCAUAGAAGUUAGGGUAGAUUUUUAUUUCAGCUACAACUAGAGACAAUGAGCAUUGUUGGAAAGUUUUUCUAACAUAGAUCUACGCUUUGCUCUUCGUAUGGAAAUACUACUGUACAUUUUAAAGCAGUUGCUUAUUUUGCUAUUCAGAUUUUGUAUUAUGUCUGAUAAUACUUGUUUUGCUUUUCAAAACUUUGUAAAACAAACUUGAAGUUAUAGGUAAGGUAAGCCAUCUCUAACACUGCAGGUCAAACAUAAGCUUGGGAAGUCCUUUUGCCAUUCCAUGAUAACUAACGUCUUCAUAUGAGAACUUCGUUUCCUGUUGUCUGGUUCUCUUUCCUAGUUGGUCCCACUGAUCCCAUGCUUUUCUCUAAUAUUCUAAACAGCAGAAUGGAGAGAAUGAAGAUUAGCCAGCUCUGAACCGUGGUCCCAAUGGAAAAAAACGGAAUCAUGGUCUGCUGUGAUUUUUGAGGUCUGGUUUUUUGGGGUUUUGUUUGUUGGUUGUUAUUGGAGGUUUCGACACACCCCCUUCCAAAAAAACUGACUCAACUUCAAAUUACACGGCCCUUAGCCAAGUUAAUUGGUCUUUAAAAUGGUUUCAGUUCACAAGCACUCGCUAAGUAAAUGUGGUCCAGUGUUCAAAGAUAGAAAGAAUGAGAUUUGUGAAAGGUUGGAAGAGGCUGGACCAAAACUUGUAUUUCAUUCCAGUUUGAGAUUGGGGUUAAAUCCUUUUGGUCCACAAAAGGGGGACCAGUCACACUGAGUCUCACUUAUCCUGUAGUCUCUGGACAAAAUUAGAUGUGUUACAAAAGAACGGCUAAGAACAUUCCAAUAGCCUCAUGAUCUGCUAAGAAAAUACGGAGGGCAGAAAGACAUCUCUGGUGGGGGAUGGGGUGCUUCCUCACCACCUCCUCGUCUUAACUGGUAACAGCUUGAAGUUGCCAGUCUGCCCUAGCUGGACUAGAGUGUAAGACUUAGGUAGACUUCCUUGGUGAGUGGUAUGGCUCAGUAAAGAACAUUUACUUAGAGUGUCCCCUGAGGGUGAGUGGCCCCAGGAUGUGGUGCAGCACUUGCAUGGAAUUCCCUAGUGAGAGGUGGGGCAUGGUUAAGCAGAGCACUUGCUAGAAUACCCCAGUAAUGGGCUAUGGUGUGACUCAGGAGUAGAGCAAUUGCCUACCAUAUGCAAGGCCCUGGAUGCAGUCUCCAGCAUUGUCCCUGCCCAAAAGAAAUGCUUCUGCUGGUAGUGAGGAUUACCAGUUUAUUGCAACUUGUGGGGUAUGGGUGGGAGGAAGAUAGUGAUUAAACAGAAAAAUCUUGUCCUGAGAAUAUGAGCGUUAAGGGUUAGGGUGGUUAUGCAAGCAAAAACAAUUAUUUUGAGUGUAUUUUUAUAAACUUUUAGUUAAAGAUUGUUAUAACCAGGUCAACAUGCUAAGCAUAAAUCUAUAGUUAACUCAGGCACUGUCUUUUUGUUUAGAGGCUAGAUAAACGAUCCUGUUUUGUUCAUUCCCAGCUUAUAUUAGCAUCAAUUAGACCCAAAGAACAAACUUUGUAUGUCAGCAGGAUUAAAUCAUUGCUGUUAAAAACUGGAUUUUUUUAUUUGACCAGCCUCUGAAGAGUCCAGAUGCUUAGUAGAUGUUCAAUAAAUACUUUUAAAUGGAA